ACAAAUAUAAAUCUCGUCGGCUGCGAGAACUAGUUCGACAUUAUUACUGUACUGAAAAAAUUGCAGUAGGAGGACCCUGCAAAAUGAGCUUUUUCGGCUUUGGGCAGAGUGCAGAGAUUGAUAUAGUUUUAGAUGGGCAGGAAAAUCGAAGGACAGCAGAAAUUAAAACUGAGGAUGGGAAAAGAGAAAAGCACUAUCUUUAUUUUGAUGGUGAAACUGUUUCAGGAAAGGUUAAUAUAACAUUAAGAAAAAGUGGUAGUAAACUAGAGCAUCAAGGAAUCAAAAUUGAAUUCAUUGGUCAAAUAGAAUUGUACUAUGACCGGGGAAACCACCAAGAAUUCACCUCGCUGGUUAAGGAGCUGGCCCGUCCUGGAGAACUCACUCAGAGCACGAGUUACAAUUUUGAGUUUUCACAAGUAGAAAAACCAUAUGAGUCUUACACAGGAGCAAAUGUUAGAUUACGAUAUUUCUUACGGGUGACAAUUGUAAAACGUAUAACAGACACAGUAAAAGAGCAAGAUAUUGUUGUUCACACAUUGUCACAGUACCCAGAAAUGAACUCCAGUAUCAAGAUGGAAGUUGGAAUUGAGGAUUGUUUACACAUUGAAUUUGAAUACAAUAAAUCCAAAUACCAUUUAAAAGAUGUCAUAGUUGGUAAGAUUUACUUCUUGUUGGUGCGAAUCAAAAUCAAGCACAUGGAACUUCAAGUGAUAAAACGCGAGACUACUGGCACAGGCCCAAAUACAUUCAAUGAGAAUGAAACUAUAGCCAAAUAUGAAAUAAUGGAUGGUGCACCAGUUAGAGGUGAAUCAAUACCCAUUCGACUUUUCUUAAGUGGAUAUGAGCUGACUCCAACAAUGAGAGACAUUAACAAGAAAUUCUCUGUUCGAUACUACCUGAAUCUUGUGUUAGUUGAUGAAGAAGAGCGCCGCUACUUUAAACAACAGGAGAUCACUAUCUUCAGAAGGGCUGACAAGAUAAGAAAGAAUUAUCAAGCUGCUCUUUCACAUCACAAUCCCUCAUUAUUAUCUGAUGGUGGGGGCAGCAGCAAAACUUCCUACCAACAACAUCAAGAAGACAAUGAAGAGGAUGAAGUCAAGGAAGAGGAAAAGGAGCAGAAAGAAAAAUGAUAGUUAUUACUAACUAAUUGUAUGUGCAGAUUUUGUUUGUUGUCAUGCUCAAAAGGUUUCAUUCUCUAAGUAACAUAUUCUGGACCCAAAGCUGUUAUUUAGACUAUUUUAAAUUAACUAAAUUAUUUUGAUACUGAUAUUAUUUUGACAUGGGCCAAGAGCUAGUUGCAUAGAAAUAUUUCACUGAAAUUUUAAAAAUAUAACACAACUUGGUUUUAAUACAUUACACUGCUCUAAAAAUAGUAACAACUUUCAAUAUAUUUUGUAGCCUUUAAAAAAUAUUUGUAGUAUUUAAAAAUGUUUGAGUACUGAACAAAAUGUUUCCACUCAAUGGGUUUUGUGUAGAAAUAGUCAUAACUGUAAUGAAGUAUUUUAUGAUCAUGUGUGUGAGUGUAAAAAGAAGCUGAAUGUGUAACUCAAGCUGCUGAAUGCUUGUGUAACUUAAUUGCAAGAUGAGAGCAUGAAGUCAAUUAUCUGCUUGUCCUGUACUUUAUAAGUAUGUUUCUUUAUUACUGUUCAGAUAACUAGCUGUGGAACAGGAGUAGCAGCACAGCUAGUAUUUUCUAUCAAAUAUUUCACAUUCUGUUUGUGAUAUAUCCUUUUUCUUUUCUGACUUGUGAUGCAUAGUGAAUUUUUUUUUUUACAUUUUAUGUUUUUAAGCUGUCAUUUUUAAGUAUUAUGAACAAGAGACAUUUUGCAAUAUAUUCUAACAAGUUACCCAAUAUGAAAUUGACUAAAAGUAAACAAGUUUUAAUGAUGUUUUGUGUCUUUUACUAAUAUUUGACUUCAAUAUUCAGUAUCGUGGGUUGAUGCUGUUGCUGCAUUCGGCCAACAGAAUAAUCACACACUUUUCUAAAUCUUGAAUGAAGUCUCUCUUACAUUCAUCUGAGCCUCGUUGGCUAUUUCUUCUUCACCACAUUUGCUAUGUGUAAAGGUAUGAGUAGCACUAUAUAAUGUGCACAGCAGCUGGGAUUAACUGUUAUCUUUGCCACACAUACAGUGGUUGUUUAAUGAUAGAUAACUUCUCUUGCAACAAGGUUAACAACUUGUGUACUAAAAACAAUUUAUUUUAAUAAGCAGCUUACCCAUGUAUUGGCCCAAGUGUAUAUUAAAAUAUUUUUUUAAUCUUCUUGUUAUUGUGCUUUUGUUAAAAUUUGUUUCCGCUACCAAUCCUGUUUUCUGUGAAGCAAGAAAUGUUGUUUAAGCAGAUAGUAAGUGAUCUGUUGCAAAAGGUAUCAAUGUUAGCUGCAUCCUUUAAUUUUUUUUUAUUGUAAAAAAAGAUAUGUAAUUACUUUUCCAUGUGACUAAUGAAGCAUUAGAUGAAUGAAUCAUGCUUUUAAAAUGUCCAACAACACAGAAUUAGUCUAUUUUAUUCUGUUGAAUGAUAGUUUUGUUUUAAUGAACAUAGAUGAAAUAUUUUGUUUAGGCCAAUGAUUAUGCAUUGAUAGCAAACUAACAAAUACUAGAAUUGAUGAUUGAGUGUAUGAAAAGGUUCUUUCUCUUUCUAAAGGUUAUUGUUGUGUAUCUUGGAAGAGUAGCUGACAUCAAUUAUGUGAUAUUUUGUGUUGUAAGCUAUUUAAUUUUUUAAAUUUAUUAAGAUUACUUUUUUUAAAAUUCUUGAGGUAUCUCAAAUACUUUAUUAUAAAUGGAUUAAAAUAAAUUAAAACAAAUAAAUACUUAUUCAUUUAUUUUGCUAAAUAUAUUUUUCAUGUAAAAUGUAAAUGAGACAUUAUGCUCAUCAUAAAACAGUAGAAGUAAAAAAACAUUUAGCUCAUUGAUGAAGUUUUCCUACUCUUUGUUGUAUUUAGUAGUAUAAAUUUAGCUUUUCCAUUGGCAUAGUUCUGAAUGUGUUGUGUAAUAGGUCCCCCAUUCCAUCACUUAAAUGAAUGAACCUAAAUUUUUGUACAUACAUGUAAUAUUAUUGCAUUUAUUUUGGAAAAAUUGUUGGCACAGAGUAAUGACCAUGUAUUGUUGUUAAUGUUGAUAAACUGUAGUUUUCAUGCCCUCAGCUGCUUCAGUGUGUAAGUUCAAUUUGAAGUGAGUACGGCAUAUUUUUGUUGGAUCAAAAUGCAACUAACACUUUGAAGUCUGUUCACUCCAUGAAGUCAUACUUCAAGGUUUCUGAUAGCUGUUGUUUCACUGACAAAAAGUACUUUGGAAACAAUUAUAUGUCCUUAAAAAUAUGGUUUUGGUUUCCUUUGUUUCAGUUGAACCAAAAUUGAUGUGAUAUGUUCAAUUUGUCUGUCAGUUGUAGUUCACAUAUUGUAGUAUUAUGUAUAGUUAGUUCUAUCAGGAUCCUAACAAAUUUUUUAAGAGCAGUUAAACAAUAUACUUUCAUCAAAUGAAGCCCAUGUACAUUCCAGACAAGUCUCAAUAUGGAAAUUUGCCCCAACAUUUUUGUUAUUAUUUGCACUACUGAUCAAGACCAACAUAUUAAUCUGUAUUGCAAGUGGUCUUUCUCCUUUCCCCCUAGAAUCAACUUUUGAGUAGUAAUGGACACUAAAACACAUAUUUUACUUGUUAUCUAUAUAAUUAAUGAACACUUAGUAAACAUUGAUAAAUUUGCAUGGUAGUAUUGGAAAUGUUUUUUUUUUGUAUGGGAAUUUUUCAAGCCCUGUUGAAUAAAUGCAACUUUGGAAAGAAUGUCAGAACUCUUCUGUGCAAUAAAGCGACAAAUAACC
Molecule: messenger RNA, 3811 nt
Organism: Physella acuta
Lineage: Eukaryota; Metazoa; Mollusca; Gastropoda; Physidae
Product: vacuolar protein sorting-associated protein 26B-like
Biological process (GO): intracellular protein transport
Source: RefSeq, a predicted model, not a curated record